AUGUCGGUAUCCCUUUAUUCGGCCGAGGAGUCUAGUUCAAUGCCUAAGAGAGCCAAGAUAGGCGUCCCGUUAGUGUUAGGUUUUUCAGAUGAGGACAAAGUUGGAAUCAUACAGCCCAAUGAUGAUGCUCUAGUGGUUAUGCUGAGAAUUGAUGGGUAUGACGUGAAAAGGGUGAUAAUUGACCAAGGCAGCGCUGUUGACAUAAUGUACCCUAACUUGUAUAGGGGACUAAACUUGAAACCUAAAAACUUAAUAGCCUACAGUUCUCCUCUGGUGAGUUUUGAGGGCAAAAUGGUCAUCCCAAAAGGUCAGAUCAGAUUACCUGUACAGACCGGCACGGAUGUGGUGGAAGUGGACUUCAUCGUCGUAGAUGUUUUCUCUCCCUACACGGCCAUUAUGGGCAGACGCUGGCUUCAUACCCUGGGGGCCGUCUCCUCUACUCUUCACCAGAAGAUGAAGUACCCAUCCGGAGACCAGGUUUUAGAGAUAGUAAGAAAUCAAACUGCAGCCAGACAAUGCCUGGUAAUGGCUAUCCAACAUUGGCUUGAGGCGGAGACCUCAACCAUCGUUGAUAAUGGUUUAUAG
Quercus lobata is the source of this 585-nucleotide messenger RNA. RefSeq lists its product as uncharacterized. Lineage: Eukaryota; Viridiplantae; Streptophyta; Magnoliopsida; Fagales; Fagaceae. The transcript has a single exon. Bases 1 to 585 code for a protein of 194 amino acids. The record is from RefSeq and is a predicted model, not a curated record.